Messenger RNA from Carica papaya (papaya), 1912 nucleotides. RefSeq names its product aldehyde dehydrogenase 11A3 (gene ALDH11A3). The record is from RefSeq and is a predicted model, not a curated record. Gene Ontology annotation, molecular function: lactaldehyde dehydrogenase (NAD+) activity. Lineage: Eukaryota; Viridiplantae; Streptophyta; Magnoliopsida; Brassicales; Caricaceae.
CCCUAUAUAUAAGCUCGUUCAUUCACCAAAUACCCACCAAGAAACCAUCACCAAACUCUGCUCUAACUCCAUUACCAAGAACAAGGGCUCUUGGUGCCUGGUUCUUGAUUUAUAACCAGGUCUUUUGUGUAAUUUUUGCUGGGUUUGAUAUUGGGAUCCUGGGUUUGUUUUGUUCUGUGUUUUUGGUUGGCAAUGGCUGGAACUGGAGUGUUCGCAGAGAUUUUGGAUGGAGAUGUGUAUAAGUACUACUCUGAUGGGGAGUGGAAGAAAUCUUCUUCCGGCAAGAGUGUUGCCAUUAUCAACCCAACUACGAGAAAAACUCAGUACAAAGUUCAAGCUUGUACACAAGAAGAGGUAAAUAAGGUCAUGGAGCUAGCAAAAUCUGCACAAAAAUCAUGGGCAAAAACUCCACUCUGGAAGCGAGCUGAGCUUCUUCACAAAGCUGCUGCUAUCCUCAAGGAGCACAAAGCUCCCAUUGCUGAAUGCCUUGUCAAAGAAAUAGCAAAACCAGCCAAGGAUUCUGUGACUGAGGUUGUAAGAUCUGGAGAUCUAGUUUCUUAUUGUGCUGAAGAAGGAGUUAGAAUUCUUGGGGAAGGAAAGUUCUUGGUGUCUGAUAGUUUCCCUGGAAAUGAGAGGACUAAGUACUGCCUUACUUCCAAGAUUCCACUUGGAGUGGUUUUAGCCAUUCCACCAUUCAAUUAUCCUGUUAACCUAGCUGUUUCAAAGAUUGCUCCUGCAUUAAUUUCUGGAAAUUCCCUUGUGCUUAAGCCUCCAACUCAGGGGGCAGUUUCUUGCCUUCAUAUGGUGCAUUGCUUCCACUUGGCUGGUUUUCCUAAAGGACUUAUCAGCUGUAUCACUGGGAAAGGCUCUGAGAUCGGUGACUUCCUUACUAUGCAUCCUGGUGUGAACUGCAUCAGUUUUACUGGUGGUGAUACUGGAAUUUCAAUUUCCAAGAAGGCGGGAAUGAUCCCACUUCAGAUGGAAUUGGGAGGAAAAGAUGCUUGCAUUGUGCUUGAAGAUGCUGAUCUUGAUUUGGUUGCAGCAAACAUAAUAAAAGGAGGAUUUUCCUACAGUGGUCAAAGAUGUACUGCAGUGAAGGUUGUGCUAGUGAUGGAGUCCGUUGCAGACGCCCUUGUCGAGAAGGUGAAAGCAAAAGUGGCAAAAUUGAUAGUUGGUCCGCCCGAAGAUGACUCCGAUAUAACUCCAGUCGUAUCAGAAUCAUCUGCAAAUUUCAUUGAAGGGCUAAUAAUGGAUGCUAAAGAGAAAGGAGCAACCUUUUGCCAAGAGUACAAGAGAGAAGGAAACCUAAUCUGGCCCUUGUUGUUAGACCAUGUUAGGCCAGACAUGAGGAUUGCUUGGGAGGAGCCAUUCGGACCAGUCUUGCCAGUCAUAAGGAUCAAUUCUAUUGAAGAAGGAAUUCACCACUGCAAUGCUAGCAACUUUGGAUUGCAGGGUUGUGUGUUCACGAAAGAUAUUAAUAAAGCAAUACUGAUAAGCGAUGCAAUGGAGACGGGAACAGUUCAGAUAAACUCUGCACCGGCACGUGGACCGGACCAUUUUCCUUUCCAGGGUUUGAAGGACAGUGGUAUUGGAUCACAAGGUAUUACCAACAGCAUCAACAUGAUGACCAAAGUGAAGAGCACUGUCAUCAACUUGCCAACCCCUACUUACACCAUGGGUUAGUGCCACCCAUUAGAUAAUAUAUAUAUAUACACUACAUACAUAAUCACAACUGGUAGUGUUUUAGCUGAUUGUUAAUUAAUGGGUAAUAUAUAUAUAUAUAUAUAAGAAUAUGUAUGGUUAGGUAAUGAUGAAUAAUGGGUAACUAUGAAUCUGUGUGUGAUCAAAUGUACUACCUUCUUGAUGAAUCAUGAAAUUGAUUCUCUCUGUUUACCAAUUGGUUUAAGCUUAA